CCCGGAAAUUAUUGACUUUCCCUUCCGGGAAGGCUCUCCGGGGCUGGCGGCGGCCUAAGCAUGGGCUGUUGCGGCUGAAUUUAUCAUCGCGCUGCCUUCACGCCACAGCAGAUGCGUCAGUGAAGGGACUCGCUUGGGUUCGUUUGUUUUCCCUAGCUCGUUCUAUGAAGAAAUACUGGAGGGUGUCUGGGAAAUAGGUGUGUAGUUGAACUAUAGCAGAAAUUCUGCUGAUUMAGCUUUUUGUUUGUUUUGAGGAUGUGCUCUUGAAGAGAUUUCAAAGGAGACUUUUUAUAAGCUCUUCUUUAGUUUUUGGAGGAAAAGGGGAUGUGUCUGUGACACUGGACAAAAUUCUGACAGUUCUUAUUUUCAUUUGCGYACUUUCCUAUAUUGUGUUUGUGCUAUGACACAUAUAUCAUGAUAGCAUCAUAUAUAGCAUAUAUAAUAUGUACAUAUGAUCCAUGAUAUGUUUAAUAAAAUGUAUAUUAACAUAAGAUAAAAAUACAUAAGUGAAAUACUACUCCAUUUUUUUUUUGCUUUAGGUUGUGUAUUUUUGUGUUUUUCUCAUUUCCUUUUUGGUAAAAUGACAUCAGUGCCCUGUUCUGGGCACUGGUGUACACGUGUGGCAUGUGUUGGCUUCCCUGGGAAUUACUGGGCCAUGCAGGAUUUAAUUUGCAURUGCCAUCAUCCAGGAUCUGCAUGUUUGUGACAAGACAGAUGUCAGAAUCAGUUUAACAUCAGAGAAAAUAUUUGGGUCCCUUCUCAGCCUAUGCAAAGCUCUUUUUGUUGCUCUGUUUUUGUUAACUUCUGAAAAUAAACCCACCUGUGGUGGUUAAAYCAAUGUGAAUCCUCAGGAGGAGACAGCGGAAGGAAUACUGGCACAGGCCUGUUCUGGGUAUUUUGGCCACAGUGCUGGUUUUCUUCUUCAGAUGGCAUGGUGUUACAAUUGCUGAUGUUUUCACCAAUGUUUCUCACAGAGCUGAGAGCAGGAAGGAGAAAUGCUAAUGUGAAUACUCUUUGUUUCAUCAAUUUUAAUGUGACUUUUAAAUGUCAUCUGUUUGUCAGUUACCUUUUUUUUCUGCAGGGUUCUAACUGAAGUUAAGGAGAUAGGAAGCUCUUGCUUUCCUUCUCAAGUCUCUCUUAGUGAAAAUAUAGUUAGAGCUGCACCAUCUUUGUAUUGUUGGGUAGCUUUCUAGGAUGCUGAGGGAAGACCAGGACACUCUGAAAUAUCUUCUUUGACAUCAGUGUGAUAUUGUAUACAGUUCUUAGUUUGGAUGAAGUUUUUCUGAAAUUAAAAGAAGUUUGGUGACAUGUCGGUCCAUCAGGUAGAGCAGAUCACUGAAAUUAUAGUAAGUACAUACUGUAAUUAUUUCUCAUUUUUAAUUUUGCUUCUAAGGAUGCUCGCUUGUUUUACCUAAAUUAAGCGAUGGAACCAUACACUAAAGAAAAACGAUCACCCGUGGGUCUUUGGUGUUCAUGUUUGUAUGAAAGAAUCUAGGAUGUUCCAAGAAAAGGCAUCAGCCAAUUGCUUAAGUAUAGUAACAUCUACUGAAGAUGGUGCUUUCCAAAAAAAAGGCCACAGUGCGCGAGUCCUUAGCCUGGAGGAGGCUGAGAGACUGGCAAAAGAUCGGGUUUUGGUGUCUGAGUUCAAACAACUAAAACUGGAAAAAGAGGCACAGAAGAACUGGGAUCUGUUUUACAAAAGAAACAGCACCAACUUCUUCAAAGACAGACACUGGACAACCAGAGAGUUUCAAGAGUUAAAGGCGUGUCGUGAGUUUGCAGAUCAGAAACUGACCAUUCUGGAAGCAGGCUGYGGGGUUGGGAACUGCUUGUUUCCACUCUUAGAAGAAGAUCUGAAUAUUUUUGCAUAUGCCUGUGAUUUCUCUCCUAGAGCUGUUGAGUAUGUGAAGAAAAAUGCUUUAUAUAAUACUGAAAGAUGUAAAGUGUUCCAGUGUGAUCUUACCAAAGAUGAUCUUCUAGACAAUAUACCAGCAGAUUCUGUGGAUGUUGCCACACUUAUAUUUGUGCUUUCUGCCAUUCAUCCUGACAAAAUGCAUCUUGUCCUGAGGAACAUUUACAAGGUGUUGAAACCAGGCAAGUGUGUCCUGUUCCGAGACUAUGGGCUGUAUGAUCACGCAAUGCUCAGGUUUAAAGCUGGCAGCAAACUUGGGGAAAACUUUUAUGUUAGACAAGAUGGGACAAGAUCAUAUUUUUUUACUGAAGAGUUCUUAUCUCAGCUUUUCAAGGCUGAAGGAUAUGAGCAAGUGGUCAAUGAAUAUGUGCAGCGAGAAACUGUGAAUAGGAAAGAAGACUUGCGUGUUCCAAGAGUUUUUCUUCAAAGUAAAUUUCAAAAGCCUUUCAGUAAGACUUAAGUUCUUGCUGUUUAGCAAGAGUAUUGCUUGUUUGAAAUGGAAGCUAACACAUAAGCUGUGUGCUUAUCUUUCUGGUGAAACAAAAAUGACUSCAUCCAGUACGUCUUGUUGGUUUUCAUCCUAGGAUACAAAAUAUGAAUACUAUUUCUAAUUCAAUUUUAGGAUGGUUUAGUGAUGCAGGCAACUGUUGUUGAGCAUCUGUUUCCCUGCUUCUMAAAUAAAACCUGUGCAACAUUGUUGGAGGAUCAGGUAAAGUACAUAAAUACGGGUAAUUGUAAGCACUAGUUUUCAUUCGAUAUUAUCAUGACUUCUAUUUCCAUUUUUAUUAAAAACUGUUUUAAAAUAAAUAUCCUGUCUUUCCUGUCACUUACGAUUUUUGAGGCUUGUUAAAGUUASAAUUUUCAUUUAUUUUCAGUACUUGUAGGCCUUCUGAGUGUAAUUUCUCAGAUUCAGCAAUGAAACAGACUCAGUGAGCAGUAAAACAUAAGCUGCUUUUAAUAUUUUAAUAACGGUAUCUUUUUAAUAUGUUUAACAUUCAGCUGUAUAAACAAAUGUUUGUAUUGUAAAUAAGAUCCUAAUUUAUCUGAUUUCUUGCUUGAAGAAGCAUAUUAGUGGAUCAGGUUGUCUUUAUCCCUAA
This is a messenger RNA of Malurus melanocephalus (red-backed fairy wren), 3009 nucleotides long. RefSeq names its product methyltransferase 6, tRNA N3-cytidine (gene METTL6). The record is from RefSeq and is a predicted model, not a curated record. Lineage: Eukaryota; Metazoa; Chordata; Aves; Passeriformes; Maluridae. The transcript is spliced from 6 exons. The coding region runs from base 1482 to 2372 and encodes 296 amino acids.